UUUUUCUAAAAUCUAUCAAAUUGGAGCUUCCAUAUGUAUAAAUAAUAUUAAUCGCGCUGUUGGUUGCUUUCGCAUGAGAGUGCGUUAUUAUAACGCCACACACUUCUGAUGGACCAAGAUGGAUCUCGGUUACUACUAUACCAACCGGAAAAGGUCUGGACCGGAUCAGGGUUAUGCUUGGGUCGUGGCGAUAGCUUGCUUUUUCAUUAAUUUCCUUCUGGUUGGCAUUGCCAGAAGUGUGGCUGUUUUGUAUGUAGCUUUAGUGGAAACGUACGGAAUUACGCGUCAACAGGCCACUUUACCAUUCAGUAUUAGAGUAGCACUUAGAAAUUUGUCAGGCCCUCUCAUUGGUCUUUUGGGACUGAAGUAUGGUAUUCGUGCAGUGACGGCUGUGGGUGGUUUUGUGGCUGCUAUAGGUAGCAUCUUGUGUUAUUUUGCGCCAGAUGUAAUAUGGAUAACAGUUUUCUGGGGCCUCAUUCAUGGAAUAGGAUUCGGGCUCUCAACAGUCAUUCACAUGAUGAUUAUCAACCAGUAUUUUGACAAAUACAAAGCCUCAGCUUUAGGUCUAGGGUAUUCAGGAGACUGUUUUGGAACCUUUGCAUUUCCCGUUAUAAUGGAGUAUCUACUCUCCACUUACGGUGUGAAAGGAACUUUUCUCAUUCUAGGCGGGAUAGUCUUCAACGUCAUUCCAAUGGCCUUGCUUUUAAAGAAACCGCCGUGGAUUGAGAAUACCAAAAAGUCUGGCAAUUUUUCUAAAAAUAUUGCUCAAGAAAAUUCUAAAGAAAUUAAACCUUUCAAGGAACCCACGAGAGAAUCUGUUGGAUACCGAAAUGAAGGAUUUUUAAAUCUCGAUGAAGAUUUGGCGCCGUAUGAUAGCAUUGCUAUGCAGAAUGGCAAAAGCAGAUCGAUAAAACAAGAAGACGAUGCUCCCCCUGUCUACCAAGAUGUUGUAAAAACAAAUCUUCGAAUCGGUAGCAUUAAACAGGACAUAUCGUCCAUCAGCGGUUCUCUUCGUUCGCAUCGAAAGCCUUCCGAAAUUUCUGAAAUCAUAAGGGAAAGCAUGGUCAGACAUGAUUCAUUACCACCGGUAUUUGAAAAAGAAUCACUUCCUUCGGAUAGUAAUCACUCUGAGAACUGUGAUGAUGUACAAACUACAAUCCAGGGAAACAACCACGAUGAAGAAAGAGGCAAAGGACUCCAGUAUUCAGCUAGCAUGAAAAAAAGGACAUCUAGUUUCGUUGGUCAAAUGGCACAAGAUAUUGUACACAGAAUGCGAUCUGCUAGUUUCGCCAGCCAGGUUGCUCAAGAUGGAUUUAUUACAAGUAUUGAACCACAGCAAAAUGAAGAUUUUGACUCACAACCGGAAGAAUUUUCUGGCAUCGUUUGCCAACAAGUUCAAACCGAUAAACAAAUUGAGAAAAUUCGAGCGGAUAGCAUCAGAGGAGAGCUCAUAAUUCCGCCAAACAAUCAAGACUCAUCAAAUGGCACUAAAGAUCAAACGUAUUCUUACUGGGCCAUACAAGUCAAAGAGACCAAAAAGCCCACCAUUUUAAAAUCAUUACUCAAAACCAACAUGAAACCUAUAUUUGUAUUAAUUAGCAUUUCUAUGGCUGUUUAUGCUUUUCUAUUUGUUGGAGUGCUUACAAUAAUCAUUGAUUAUGCUGUAGAUCAGGGAGUUUCACACGACGAUGGCAAAUUCCUGAUCAUCGGUUUCUCUGUUGCUGAUUUGAUAGGCAGAUUGAGUUUCGGACAAGUUAUCGAUAGGAAAUUAGUCAAAAUUAAAAACUAUUCAGGCAUGACUAUGCUUUUGAUGGGGACCCUCGUUGCUUCUCUGCCUUUCAACAAGAGCUUCAAUUUUAUGUUGGUCUGCAUGUGCCUCUAUGGACUUGUCCAAGGUGGAACAGCUAUCAUGUUUCCAAUCCUUGUUGGCCAUUACAUGGAUAAGAGUGAAGAAUCAGUGGCAAUGGGUUGCCUGAAUUUCUACGGAGGUCUUCUGAUGCUUUGCAUGGCUCCAAUGAUAGGAUAUUUUAGAGACAACACAGGCUCUUACAACGGUGUAUUUCACAUUCUUGGUGGCUUGGUGGCUUUCGUUGGUCUCAUCUGGCAGCUCGAGCCUGUCAUUCUGAAAUUUCAAAGGAAACAAAUGCUGAAAAAAGCGAACUAUAUCAUCGUCACUAAACUCUAAUGCUGAUAUAUAUUCUUGUAAAAUCAGGGAGUUUUCAUCAACUUGUAACAUUUUGUAUAUAAAAACUUAUUUAUCAUGGA
Argiope bruennichi is the source of this 2265-nucleotide messenger RNA. RefSeq lists its product as uncharacterized. The record is from RefSeq and is a predicted model, not a curated record. Lineage: Eukaryota; Metazoa; Arthropoda; Arachnida; Araneae; Araneidae. Gene Ontology annotation, molecular function: monocarboxylic acid transmembrane transporter activity. Gene Ontology annotation, biological process: transmembrane transport. The transcript has 4 exons. The coding region runs from base 119 to 2185 and encodes 688 amino acids.